AUGAAUACUGCCCCAGCUUCAGAAAGUGGAUCAUAUUCCACAAACCAAACAAGACCCUUCUUUUAUGCACAGCCAACAGCACAACAGCCUUUUCCAAAUCCGUGGUACCUCAGUCAUGCGUAUAGUCCAUACUGUGUACCUGCUCCUGGAUUCCGAAGUGGAAAUCCAUAUUUUCCAUUUUAUUCCGUUCCACUCCAUGAGUACCCUGGAUUUUUUGUUCCACAGCAUCCAGUGCAGGCAAGAAUUAACAGAAGGCCUUAUUUUAAUGCUGCCCCACCUUCCCCUAUGUUUUAUCAUGCAACAAGAUUUCGACACUAUAGCAACUCUGGGAAAAAAAUGGAGACAAAAGAAACACAGACUGAUCCUAGACAGCCUGAAAACAAGCAAAGAAAGCAUCAAGAUACCCGUAUGGAAACGAAAGGUUGUGAUGCAGGAAAUAUGCCCUGUGUUUCUUCUGGUAUAGGUACGGAGACUGAAAGUACUUCAGAGAAACAAGAUUCAUCUGGAUCUUCCAUUGUGGUAGACAGAGAGUUUCAUAACAAGAGCACUUCCAGCUCUACACAGUAUAGAAAUCUUCCUACAGGAAGCUAUGCCUUUGAGAAGGAAGAAGUGAGGAUAGAAUAUGGAAAUGGCUCUCCAGCUAUUCAGCUAUGGAAGUCCUUUAAAGAAACAAUCCCUUUGUAUGAUGUAGCAAGUGGUAAACCAGUCCCAGAAAAUAUAGUGCCAAGUGACUUAUUCACUGUUAGCUCAUGUGAAGGGAUGAUAUAUGGCCCUCACGAAGGAGAGAAAAUGGUGGCAGGAGCUUACUUGGAUGAGAGAAAAGCUGUUCACUCUUCAAAACAGGGUGCUGAAACUGUGCAAGAAAAAGAGGCCCAAAAUAAUGAAGCGAGGCUGGAUGCGGAAAAGCAGGCAAAUACAAGUCAGUGGGCAAAAUCCUCCCCAGGUGAAACCAUGGCAGUGCGAAUGGCAGAGCUGGCAAGAUCUGCUGGCAUAGAUCAACCAGUAGUAAGACAGGAUGUGGUGGUAGCUAAGAAGUCUAGCGCUAAAAAAUCUGCAGGCUCAAAAACCUCUCAAGAAGAGCCCAGCUUUAUUCAACAAGCAGGACUACUUCCAUCUAGUAUGGAGGUAAUGAAUGACUUGAGCUUUCAGCAGAAAAAGCUGAAUCAAGGUCACAGCGUGACCAAUGAAAGUCAAACAGAUAAAAGUAUUUGGUGUGAUGAAUCAAUUGAGAAGUACGUUCCCUCUAACAGUUGGCUGGCUUGUGUGGACGGUAUGGACACAAACUACAACUGCAAUGUUUAUUUGCCACAAAGGAAACGUCCAAGUGUACUCAGUCUUUCUUCUGAUGAUAUGUCCUCCAGAGAGGAAGGCUCAUCAAUUGAUAAUACCCCAGUGUCUUAUUUUGUCCCUGACUAUGUGCUUCAGAAAAGCAUGUAUACUUUCCAGAAAAGCGCAGAGGGCUUACAGAAAGAGAAAAUUAAAAGUGGCGGGUCCAUUAAUGAAGAUGAAGCAGUGGGAAGGGAGCGGGUGAACAGCUUGAAUGACCAAGAUGUUGAAAACUCUUCAACCAUAAAGAUUAAAGAAACUUCCGGUAAAGGUAGAAAGCCGGAAGCUGUUCCUAGAUCUUCCAGUAGGAAAAAAAUUGAUUCUCUCAAGAAAAAAGCAACUAAGAGUUUGUCAGAAGUUGAGGACUCUGAAGAAUACUCUGUGAGGGGAGAAGAGGAGGAUGAAGAUGGAGAGGAUGAUGAUGAUGAGGAGGAGGAUGAUGAUGAUGAUGAUGACAUGGAUGAAAUUGAAUGUUUCUUUCAAGAAGCCACUCCAUAUGGAAUCUUCAUGCCUAGUAAAGGAAGCUUCUACCAAGUUGGCCAGAGGGUGCUUUGGAAACCACCUAAAUAUGCUAUACCAGCUCAAUUCAUUAGUUGGCCUGUUCAAGAGAAAAUAAAAGCAAAGAGUGGGCUUGAUGAAAACAUUGGUGUGGCUUACAAGCCAAAGGAGAAAGAACAAGAUGAACUUGCAUACAAUGACUAUGGAUACUAUGGAAAGAGGCCUAUGGCAAGAAGAGGGGGACUUGAGCACCAGCAAAUGCUACGGAAGUUCUUAGGAGGAAGGCUGUUAAGGGAGGAUAUGGGGAUACCACCCCAGGAGUAUUGGAUUAGAAGUGGUGCUAAGCCCAAAUAUACCAGCCAAACACACGAUAGUGUCUCACCAGCACCCAAGAGCAAAGAUCAAGGGUGCCCACCUUUGGUUAAAUCAAAGAAGAAAAGAAUGGGCAAGCCACCUUCCAAACGCAGGGACACAAGGUGUGAUGUGGAAGAAGUGUGGGAGAUGCCUAAAAGCAGCAAACGCAAAGGGCAUGGAACAAGGAGGUCCCUCUUUAAGAGAAGAUAA
This is a messenger RNA of Cuculus canorus (common cuckoo), 2388 nucleotides long. RefSeq lists its product as uncharacterized. The record is from RefSeq and is a predicted model, not a curated record. The transcript is spliced from 5 exons. Lineage: Eukaryota; Metazoa; Chordata; Aves; Cuculiformes; Cuculidae. The coding region runs from base 1 to 2388 and encodes 795 amino acids.